Molecule: messenger RNA, 1014 nt
Organism: Lemur catta (Ring-tailed lemur)
Lineage: Eukaryota; Metazoa; Chordata; Mammalia; Primates; Lemuridae
Gene: COMMD2
Product: COMM domain containing 2
Exons: 5
Coding region: 43-642 (199 amino acids)
Source: RefSeq, a predicted model, not a curated record
GUGGCGAGGGCGGGGACCGGGUGAAAUCGCCGGCUUGCGAAGAUGCUGCUGGACUUGUCCGAGGAGCAUAAGGAGCAUCUAUCCUUUCUGCCGCAAGUGGACAGCGCGGUGGUUGCCGAGUUCGGGCGGAUUGCAGUGGAGUUCCUGAGGCGAGGUUCGAACCCCAAGAUCUACGAAGGAGCCGCCAGAAAACUAAAUGUGAGUAGUGACACUGUCCAGCAUGGUGUGGAAGGAUUAACAUAUCUCCUCACUGAGAGCUCAAAGCUCAUGAUUUCUGAACUGGAUUUCCAAGACUCUGUUUUUGUUCUGGGAUUCUCUGAAGAAUUGAAUAAAUUGUUGCUUCAGCUUUAUCUGGACAAUAGAAAGGAGAUCAGAACUAUUCUAAGUGAAUUGGCACCAGACCUUCCCAGUUACCACAGCCUUGAAUGGCGACUAGAUGUACAGCUUGCAAGCAGAAGUCUCAGGCAACAAAUUAAACCAGCAGUGACUAUAAAGCUACACCUUAAUCACAAUGGAGGUCACAAUACCAGCAUUCUACAGACAGACCCAGCCACCCUGCUCCAUUUGGUUCAACAACUGGAACAAGCAUUGGAAGAGAUGAAAACAAACCACUGUAGGAGAGUCGUCCGCAACAUCAAGUAGUACCAGUUUUAAGGUUUUAAUCCCUUUGAAUCAUUUAUGAAUUGAUAUCAGCAAUAACUUUUCAAAUUAAUUUUUUAUUGAUGAUAAUAAUACAUCCAAAUUCCAUGAAAUUUCUUUUGCUAUUCCAGGAUAUUGAGGUUAUAAUCAGAAGCUAACAUAAAGUUUAUUUCCUACUGCUAAAUGUAGUCAGAUUGACAGAUUAAGAUGUAGUUUGUAUUUUAAAUGUAUAAAUAGGGUUGAAUCAACUAGAAAUGAAUCUAUACUGUUAUCUUUUAUAUAUAUGAAUGACUGUCCUGUUUUUGCUACUUCUUUUGACUGCUUAACUUUAUUUUCCUCCAUACUGAUCAAAAUAAAAUUCACAAUGUAAUGCUA